CCUUUUCAACAAAAAUAAAUAUUCGAAAGAACGUCAAAACUAACGGUACUCACUGCCGCUCGCACUGAAAACCGGAGGUCAUUUCUGAUUACCCAAGACUAAGCGACACCGUUCUGUUCCUCUCCAGUCUUCUUCCAGAUCCUCCGCGUCAACACCGUCCCCGCCGUUGACAGAUUUUGAUAUCAAUAUAUCUUCAAGAUGCCGGCCACUGCUGGACGAGUUCGCAUGCCAGCUAAUAAUAGGGUCCAUAGCAGUGCAGCCCUGCAAACUCAUGGUAUAUGGCAGAGUGCAAUUGGGUAUGAUCCAUAUGCACCCAACAAAGAUGACUCUAAGAACUCACAGCCUGAAUCAUCAAAUAACGAACCUGAUGCUGAGAAUCCAUACAAUAGCUACCAAGGCCUUUUAGCUCUUGCCCGCAUAACUAAUGCCAAUGCUGAUGAGGCCCGUGGUGCUUGCAAGAAGUGUGGUCGUGUUGGGCACUUAACUUUUCAGUGUAGAAAUUUCUUGAGUGUUAAGGAUGAGAAUAAGGAAAAAAAUCCGGAAGUUCAGGCUGCAGUUUUGUCUGAGUUGGAUAAACUGAAGGGGAAAGUGGGGAAGUUGAAUGGGAAGGGAAAGGUUGAAAAUGAGGUGGAAAGUGAGGAAGAAGAGGAAGAGGAAAGCGACAGCUCAGAUUCAGAUGCAGAUUCUGAGAUUGAGAGGAUUAUUGCAGAGAGAAAUGGGAAGAAAGUUAGUAACAGAGGCAGAUCAUCCAGGAAGAAAAAAACCGAUGUUUCAGAUGAAGAUGGAACUGACUCCGGUUCUGAUUCAGGAAAGAGGAAGAGAGGGAGGUCCAAGAAGAGGAGGAGUGGGAAGAGGGAAAAUAGUGACUCAGAGGAGGAGGACAAUGGUAGAAGGAAAAGGAGGAGGGAAAAGAGGAAGAAGAGAGUUUGGUCAUUGGACGAAGAGGACAAGCAUCGAUACCGUAGGAGGAAAAGUAGGAAGGAAAAGAGGAGAAGUCAUAUACAUUCAGAUGAUUCUAUUUCAGAUGUGUCAGAAGAUUCUAGUGGACGAUAUGAAAGGAAGGGCAGAAAGUCCAGAUUGCCAUCUGAUUCUGAUGAAAGUGUUUCAGAUUAUUCCCGUGGAAAGCGCACAAAGAGGUCUAAGAAGAAGAGCAGGAAACACCAUCGUGAAAAGGAUGAAUAGAGGCAUUCUUAGAAAGACAGGUAGAAAAGUGGAUUGCAAUGAUUUUCCCCAAGACUCUUACAUAUAAGUGAUGGAACUAUCAUAUUAGGCAAACUUAAAAAAAAUAAAUAAAUAAAGUUCCUGUGGAUUUGUGUGCUUCAAUUUAGGCUUUAUUCCUUGAAAAGAGGAAAAUAUAAGUAGUACACAGAGAAAUGUGGCGGUGGUGUCUUGCUUUGUGUCUUUCUUAUGGGUUGAUGUUCCAAGUUUAGCUCCUGUAACGUUCUUUCCUUGUCUCUUUGUAUUUUCUGCUAGAUCCGGCAUUAGUAUAUAUCUUGAAUUCGGGUCUGAUAUCCAGACAUUUUGCCAUA
Molecule: messenger RNA, 1529 nt
Organism: Mangifera indica (mango)
Lineage: Eukaryota; Viridiplantae; Streptophyta; Magnoliopsida; Sapindales; Anacardiaceae
Product: CAX-interacting protein 4-like
Exons: 3
Coding region: 199-1182 (327 amino acids)
Molecular function (GO): nucleic acid binding; zinc ion binding
Source: RefSeq, a predicted model, not a curated record